Mizuhopecten yessoensis (Yesso scallop) is the source of this 3771-nucleotide messenger RNA. RefSeq names its product RNA cytidine acetyltransferase-like. The transcript is spliced from 27 exons. Gene Ontology annotation, cellular component: nucleolus; 90S preribosome. Gene Ontology annotation, molecular function: tRNA binding; 18S rRNA cytidine N-acetyltransferase activity; ATP binding. NCBI's taxonomy places the organism in Eukaryota, Metazoa, Mollusca, Bivalvia, Pectinida, Pectinidae. Gene Ontology annotation, biological process: rRNA acetylation involved in maturation of SSU-rRNA. The record is from RefSeq and is a predicted model, not a curated record.
AUUUCCUCCUAAAACCGGAAGCACGUGUAUGAAGUGUUGUGUUUACAGUUUUGCUGUUGAAUCAACAGAAUGGUGAGAAAAAAGAUUGACAAUCGCUUAAGGAUCCUAAUAGAAAAUGGAGUGGCGGAGAAGCAUCGCUCCAUGUUUGUGGUUGUCGGUGAUCAUGGCCGAGACCAGAUUGUUAUCCUUCACCACAUGCUGUCCAAGGCAGUAGUUAAGACCCGACCAACUGUUCUAUGGUGCUACAAGAAAGAACUAGGAUUUAGCAGUCACAGAAAAAAGAGAAUGAAACAGAUACAGAGGAAGAUCCGGAGCGGUAAACUAGAUGUGAAGGAGGACGAUCCGUUUGAGCUGUUUGUAUCCUCGACAAACAUCCGCUACUGUUACUACAAUGAGACACACAAGAUACUGGGUAGCACGUACGGGAUGUGUAUAUUACAGGACUUUGAAGCUCUCACUCCCAACCUGCUGGCCAGGACUGUGGAGACGGUGGAAGGGGGAGGGGCUAUUGUCAUCCUUCUACGGACCAUGAAAUCUCUCAAGAAGCUCUACACAAUGACAAUGGAUGUCCACGCAAGAUACAGAACUGAGUCGCACCAGGAUGUUGUUGGCAGAUUCAAUGAAAGGUUUCUACUGUCGAUGAUGUCCUGUAAGAACUGUAUGGUGAUAGACGACCAGUUUAAUCUUCUCCCACUCUCGUCUCACAUAGUCAACAUACAGCCCGUACCAUCUAAGUCACUGGAGGAUGAGUUGUCCCCAGAACUGCAGGAGUUACGGACCCUUAAGGAGUCGCUACAGGACACACAGCCUGUGGGAGCACUCAUCAACACAUGUAAAACACUUGACCAGGGAAAGGCUUUAUUGACGUUUGUUGAAGCCAUUUCUGAAAAGACGUUGCGGAGCACAGUUGUAAUGACUGCAGCAAGAGGACGGGGAAAGUCAGCAGCCCUGGGACUAGCUAUAGCCACUGCUGUAGGAUUCGGGUAUUCAAAUAUAUUUGUCACCGCUCCAAGUCCAGAAAAUCUGAAGACCGUAUUUGAAUUUAUUUUCAAGGGAUUUGAUGCUCUAGAGUACCAGGAGCACUUAGAUUAUGAGAUAAUCCAGUCUACAAAUCCUGAGUUCAACAAAGCUAUUGUACGAGUGAACAUCUUCAGGGAACAUAGGCAAACAGUUCAGUAUAUACACCCAGGAGAUUCCCAUAAGUUGGGACAGGCAGAGCUGGUGUGUAUUGAUGAAGCUGCAGCCAUCCCUCUGCCGUUAGUAAAAAAUCUCCUAGGACCCUACUUGGUUUUCAUGUCGUCUACAGUCAAUGGAUAUGAGGGAACUGGUCGGUCACUAUCACUCAAACUGGUUCAACAGCUCCGACAGCAGUCUGCUACCUACGGUGGGACAUCCAAGGAACUACAGAGAACUGCCAACAUGACCUCCAAGACAGAUUCCGUCUCCUCAGCAUCAGGUCGUGUUUUACAUGAGGUUGUACUGAAUGAGUCCAUCAGGUACGCCAACGGUGACCCGGUGGAGAAAUGGUUAAAUGACCUUUUGUGUUUGGAUGCGACGUCUGUUCCACGAAUAACGUCAGGCUGUCCUCUACCAGAGACAUGUGACCUCUAUUAUGUUAACAGAGAUACCUUGUUCUCCUACCACAAGGCAUCAGAAGCCUUCCUCCACAGGAUCAUGUCCCUCUAUGUCUCCUCCCAUUAGAAGAACACUCCCAAUGACCUACAGCUGCUGUCAGAUGCCCCAGCUCACCAUAUAUUUGCUCUUCUGGGUGGGAUCAACCCCGACCAGUCGUCCCUUCCUGAGGUCCUCUGUGUGGUACAGGUAAGUCUGGAGGGAGAGAUAUCCAAAGCGACCAUCAUGAACAGCUUGUCUCGUGGUGAGAGGGCCUCCGGAGAUCUCAUUCCAUGGACGGUCUCUCAACAGUUCCAAGACCAUGACUUCCCCGGAUUGUCUGGUGGGAGAAUUGUAAGGAUAGCUACUCAUCCAGAUUACCAAGGGAUGGGGUAUGGUACCCGGGCUAUGACUUUACUGGAGAAGUACUACGAGGGGAACAUCCCAAACCUGUUGGAAACUGUGGAGGAAACAGAAACGGAGAUCUCCACUGUUGGUGAUGAGGAUGUGAAUUUAUUGGAAGAAAGAAUUAAACCUAAGAAAAACCUGCCACCACUGUUGCUAAAAUUGAGUGAGAGAAAACCUGAAAAACUGGAUUACCUGGGUGUGUCUUUCGGACUUACAGCUAAUCUACUCAAGUUUUGGAAGAAAUCAAAGUUCACUCCUGUUUACUUGAGACAAACAGCAAACGACCUGACCGGAGAGCACUCGUGUAUCAUGCUGAAGAUGUUGAACGAGUCUGAGGAGGAGGAUGAAGAGGACAAGAGGACAGAUUCUUGGCUGUGUGCCUUUUGGAAAGAUUUCCGGCGGAGGUUUGUGUCUCUGAUGUCCUACCAGUUUAAGAACUUCACCCCUGCCUUGGCUCUGAGUAUACUUCAACAGAAACACUUCAAAAAAGCUGCCAAAGGUACAAUGUCCAAGAGAGACCUUGACCUGUACCUGAGUAACUAUGACCUGAAGCGGCUGGAGCUGUACUCCCAGAACAUGGUGGACUACCAUCUAGUGAUGGACCUCCUACCCACCAUUGCUCGUCUCUUCUUCCUUGACCAGGCUGACAUCCACCUCUCCGCCGUACAGUCGGCUAUCCUACUGGGCAUGGGACUACAGCACAAGACUGUGGAUGAGUUAGAGAAAGACCUUGACCUUCCUUCCAGUCAGCUGUUGGGACUCUUCAGCAGAGUUAUACGCAAGAUUGUCCAGCAAUUCAGUGAGAUAGUGGAGACAGACAUAGCCAAGGACAUGGUGGAGCGGAAAGAAAUCACCAUGGAACCCGUCAGACAGACAAUGGAAGAGGAUCUGGAGGAGGGAGCAGAAGAUGAGAAGAAGAAACAACAGAAGAAGGACCUGGCGGUGAUGAAGGAUGUCGACCUGUCCGAGUUUGAGAUCCAGGGCACAGAACAGGACUGGAACAAAGUCCUUACCGGCAAGAGCGGUAGAGGGCUUGUUAGCAUUAAAAGUGGAUUUAAGAAAAGGAAAAUGGAAGAGGCAAAACAAAAGGAGCAGAAACCAGUAGACAAUGAGGAUGUGCCUCCAGAAUUUAAAAAGAAAAAGAAACAUCACAACAAAAAGUUCAAUAAAUCUUAACAAAUACUGUAUUGACUGUAAAUAUUGAUGAUUUCAUGGUGACGUUGUCGUUAGAUCCAGUCAAUUAUUGUGAUAUAGAUGUCUGUGUUAGCCACAAUUCAGUUUAAAACAAAUGUUAGUAGAUUCUGUAUUCACUGUAAAUAUUGAUGAUUUCAUGGUGACGUUGUCAUUAGAUCCAGUCAAAUAUUGUGAUAUAAAUAUUUGUUUUAGCCACAAUUCAGUUUAAAACAAAUGUUAGUAGAUUCUGUAUUCACUGUAAAUAUUGAUGAUUUCAUGGUGACGUUGUCAUUAGAUCCAGUCAACUAUUGUGAUAUAAAUGUCUGAUUUAGCCACAAUUCAGUUGAAAACAAAUGUUAGUAGAAAGAUUUUAAAUAAGGUUUUAACAUUAAAGUCAUCUGUCGCCUAUCUGAUUCAUUACUUACUGAAAUUGAUACACAAUCUGUUGGCUGUACAUUAACCUUGAAAUGAACACGGACGAGACAAGGAAGAGCUGUUAAAGAGACGUUUAUUGUUUUACUGGGUUAUCUAAGAUAACCUUUAUACACACUUGACAAUGUCUAUGAAUAAAAUCAUAAA